AUUUAUCUAAUUUUAACAAUGUAUUGUAACUACUAGCCAAUCAGAGCCAUCAGAGUGUCGACUGUACUUGAUAUGUUAAAAACACGAGUUACCACUCGCAUAAGGUGAAAGCUGAAGCAAGAACAACCAGACAACAGGAAGAAAUCCAAGGUGGAACAGGGAGCCAUGGAAACUAUACUGAUGUUAUUUAUUCUGUUGAUCCCAGCAUUCUAUUCGAUUGAAGUAAGUGGAGCAAAUCAAUGCUGUGGAACAAUAAAGAAGGAUGUGACUAAGAUGAAGACAGAUAUUGAUGAUCUAAAGAAGCUUAUUGACUUACAUACUAAAGACUCCCAUUCCCAUGAUGAAUGCAUUGGUAAAUUAUUGGUUACUGGGUCAUCUCACAGAAUUCCAGACUCAUGGCUGACAGCUUCAACAGUAUAUGAAUUUGGAUAUGGACCAGACAGAGCGAGACUAGGCACCCAGGAUAUUCCUGGUGAAACACAAAGAGGGAGCUGGGUUGCUAGUGUUAAAGAUAGCAACCAGUGGAUUCAAGCUGACCUUGGGAAAGUGAUGACAGUUAGUGGAGUCAUAACACAAGGAAGAAAUAUACUUGGUAAGCCCACACCAGCAGCUGACCAGUGGGUAUCAGAAUACAGAAUACUUUACAGAACUUAUGCUAAUAUGCCUUUUGAACGUAUACAAGAGCGUUUCCAAGGAAACAGUGAUAGAGUCACCCCAGUACUUAACAUGUUUAAGAGUGUGAAGGCAAGAUAUGUACGCAUCAAUCCAACAGUUUGGAAGAACCAUAUCUCAAUGAGAUUUGAUGUCAUAGGCUGUUAGAAACGGCUGUUAGAAACUUAUGCUGUUCUAGUGUAAAAUGAGGAAAAUGAAAAUAAAAGUAUGUACAAUUGAAACAAA
This is a messenger RNA of Owenia fusiformis, 897 nucleotides long. NCBI's taxonomy places the organism in Eukaryota, Metazoa, Annelida, Polychaeta, Sabellida, Oweniidae. The record is from the annotation of a GenBank genome assembly.